Molecule: messenger RNA, 468 nt
Organism: Pochonia chlamydosporia 170
Lineage: Eukaryota; Fungi; Ascomycota; Sordariomycetes; Hypocreales; Clavicipitaceae
Exons: 1
Coding region: 1-468 (155 amino acids)
Source: RefSeq, a predicted model, not a curated record
AUGCCAACCAAGGCUGCCCAAGGCUGGAUUUUCAGUAUAUUAGUCUCUGGUUAUGCCCCUCGACGUGUCCCUUCCUUUCCUUCCAACACCGACCGCCUGUCCACAGCAUCGCUCACCGACAUUUUGCAUGGCUUGCCAGAGUGGAGUGGUCCAGUCGACGUUGAAUUUGACCGGAGGCCAUGUGGGGGUUGGGACUUGGGAGGCGACACCACACACGACGUUCCGUCUUCCGUCCCACCAACUCACAAGCCUAGGACAGGAGAGGACAGGACGGGGAUGGUUCUUUGUUCGAGCCUCGAGCCUUCUACGGAGUACGGAGUACCACUUGGGAGUUUCCUGGUGCGGAUCCCCAUCCUGCAAUCCUCACCCUGCCACGCCACUGGGUUCGGCGCUUGUGUGGGCGCGAGUACAUGCUCCCACAUUGAAGGUACUUCGCCGUGGUAUGGGUGUACUUUUUGUAGGGCUUGA